Molecule: messenger RNA, 12875 nt
Organism: Poeciliopsis prolifica (blackstripe livebearer)
Lineage: Eukaryota; Metazoa; Chordata; Actinopteri; Cyprinodontiformes; Poeciliidae
Product: zinc finger protein 469
Exons: 3
Coding region: 500-11815 (3771 amino acids)
Source: RefSeq, a predicted model, not a curated record
GUGAGUGAGAGGAAGGGAGACAGAGGAAGGAGAGGAGUGACUGCCACACACCUGAUGUGCUGGAGUUUGAAGAAAUCACCUUGCUACACAAGCAAAGGACGGCAGAGUGUGAGCGGACGGGCCUGGGGUCUGCGCUGCUCCACAGCCCUCCCUGUCUGUGAAGUGUGCCGAAAGCGUCUCCACUCUGCAGCGUUUAUGCGUCCCAGCUCCCGUCUGCCGCAGCUAAAUGACACAAAGAGGCCGAGACUGAGACAAACCGCUACAAUCAUGAGUCUUUUGCUUGUGUUGGCUUUACAGAAAAACCCUUGAGGUCUGCUUUGCUUCAGUGCCAGAUCCAUAGUCCACCAUGAGGGUGAAGAGAUGAGCUUGCAGCGAGCGGCCCUGUCCCUGCAGUUUCUGCCUCUGGACAUUUGCUGAAUCCCAUUACCCAGAAGAUGAUGUCCCUGUCUCCCAGAUAGCAAUUCUGAGGACCAGGCCUUCACAGCACUGACUGUGCAUCAUGGCAGGAGAGACUCAGCAAAUGCAUACAGUCAAAGAGCUGGAUGCUGAGUCCAAACAGCAGGAUGAGGGGACAGCGCUGGAAAAGCAGAGCGACAAAACCACAAAGGCGUCUUCAGAGCACUUUUCAAGCACAGGCACUGAGGUUGGGCUCAGCACCGGAGGGGCCAAGGCUAAAAAACUAGAAAAAGAAAGGAGCUGUCCUCAGCAGCGUGAAGCUGUUAUAAGGCCACAGCAGACAGGGAAGAUUGACUUCAGUUCACUGCAAAACAGAUCGAAAUUUGUCACUGACAGAACUUGGUCAACCGGGAAAGGAAGUCCCCAGUCACCAAGUGGAAAGGGUCGUAGCCGAGAGAAGGGGAAGCGGUCGGGAAAGACAGAGCGUGGCAACCCGCAGCAGCUGUACAGACUAAGCAUUGCAAAUCCACGCACCAUUGGCAUAGCCUACCCACAACAGAAGGUUCUGCCACCCAAGAAGCUGGAACCUAGCCGUGGCCCAGUCUCAGGCAGCUACAGAUUCAACAUUCCCACCAUGACAGAGAGAGAGGCCGAGCUGCAGCAGCAGGAGCUCAGCUACAGCCGCUACUUCCAGGAGAAUCCCUCUAAUAUUAACUCCACAAGCUAUACCUCACAGGCACUGGGUUCCUCAAGCGGAACAUCAUCACACUCACACCCAUCUCUGCCACAGCAACAGAAGAAGGCAUCGAUGGAGACUAACAGCACGCAGGCUGGUAGUCAGCUGAUGAUGACCGAGUGUCCACUUAGUGGCUCAAAUGUAUGGCAGUCGCCGGAACGGACCUAUAAUGGUGCUAAUUAUGGGGUUUCAUCACAAAAAUCCACUGCGCUCUCAGAAACCAGUAAGGCGAGUGCAUUUGUGCCUGCUCAGUUUCAGUAUGGAUAUCACUUACUGGAGCAAUCAACCUCUGAAUCUUUUGCCUGUGAACAGAACCCCCAGCCUCACAUCACCCACAACUCUUUUUCCUUCUCACCUGGAAAUGGACAAAGCACUUCUCAGAACAGCUCUCAGUUCAGUAUCGACCAUCAGCAGGAUAGAAGCUCGUAUCCCAACCCACAACAGCCCCAAUAUAUUCAAGGGGUGGCGUCAUCCAUCCAGUGUUCCAGAACUCAGAGUGAAGACUCACCCAGCAGUGACAGCUCAGGUUCCAGCUCACAGCAGUCUGAACAGGGGAAGACUGCUCUCCCUGAGAGCUCAGACAUGAGUUCUCAGGCAGAUUGUCAGGAUGCAGCUGUCACAUCAGGGAGUAACAGAAACUGUCACCCCAAAGAUGCAGCUGCCAGCCAGAGAACACUCAUGCAGGCUGGUGUGCAUGCAAGAAAUAUUUCACAGAGUCCAGAUUCCCCGAUGCACUUUCCGAACAGAACAUUCAACAAUCCUGCACCCAGCAGCAUUCACACGGGUUCAUCACCUUUUGAUAAAUCCAUCAACAGUAAGGUUGUGAACAGGCUGCCGCACUCAUGGGAGGGAACUAAUAAGACAUAUUCAACAUCAGAUCAAAACACCAUUCAGUACUCUGUCAUGAACGAGAAGUUCCAAUUCCAGAAUCAGACAACGAUAGACCACAGGUUAAAUUCAUCUAAAAGCAACAGAAUGCCCUGGCAGCAGAUACGGCCAAACUCUGCCAUGCCGAACCUCAACAGAAUAGAAUCAUCAAGGCAAAUAAACAAUCAGAAAAUUGCCUACAUGGUCUCACCAUCUGACUGGCAGGAUGAGAGUAAAGUGCACAAGCAUAACUCAUUCCAGAGCAGCAGAACUGGUGAUGUUCUUUCAAACCAAAGACACGAAAGUGUAAAACACAACAGUACCACUGUCUCGGCUUUUAAACUGGAAAUGAACCACACCCAGUUAUGCGAGGCCAAGAAUAAGUCAGGGUACUUUGGACUCAAUCAGACCCUUCCAACAGGUCCAUCAAGAAACUACAGCUACCCUCCACUACAGGUCCCACCCAUGGGGCUAUUAAAGGUGUCACCAUAUGAGUCUCCUUUGCCAUCUCCAGUCCAUAACCCUGCAUCAAGCAGCGCCUGCUCUUCUCUCUCUCCGGCAUCCACCAGCCCCGUUAAUAUUGGCUCAGAAGACAGUCAGAUGACAAAGUCAGCCCCACAACAUCUGUUCUAUCAACCUCCCCAAGGCAAAACUCAGUUGCAAUCAGAUCACAUGAGCACGCAUUCCCACCAGUUUCAUUCUGACGCUCCACGAAGCCUUUCCUACGUGCCAGACAGAGCCAAAGAUGAAACAAUGAACUUCCUGCAAAACACCACACACACAAAAGUGGAUAGCAGCAAAGGCUACGUAGAUAGUUUUGGUGUGGAGCACCACCAGCCUCCUCCUCCAUAUUCUGCACACCAGCUCUUAGCCAGCUCACUGGCCACUGCAAAUCUGGAUCAGUUGGAUGUUCUCCUGACGUGCAAACAGUGCGAUCAGAAUUUCAGCAACCUGGCUUCAUUUUUAGGCCACAAGCAGUACUGCGCUCAGAACACACUUGCACAAAAUGAGCUCAAAGAUUUAUCAAAGAUGGAAGACAGCAGGAAGUUCCAUGCAGAACCAGUUAAAGCAGCAUUAGCUGUGUCGAGUACUUCUCUUUCAAGGUGUCCAUCUGACCUUCACCUGUCAUUGCUGGGCCUCAACAAGAACGGAGAACUGAUUUCUGACAGUGAAACAAAAGGAGACACCAAAGAUGACCCAUUAAAGCUGGGUUUGUUCUCUGGUCCCGGUAACCUUCAUGUCUCACUGCCGGAGCUGGAGAUGGAGGAUCCCAAGUUAGACAGCCUAAUAACAGAAGCUCUCAAUGGACUUGGAUAUCAGUCUGACAAUGCAGAAAUAGACAGCAGUUUUAUUGAUGCAUUUGUUGAUGAUGACCUCACCACAGUAAAAACAUCCUCAAACAAAAUAUGUUUGAAAACUAAAGAAUCUGCACUUCCUGAGAACAAAAAUAAACAAGCAGCCGAUGAAAGAUCCUUCACACAGGAAAAGUGUUACAACUCUCAUGUUGAGAGCAAAGGGAAAAUGGCUCCAAGCUUGCAGGAAGAUGAACAAAUUAACAUUAAAAAAGAUGAAUCUCAUAAAAAUUCAGAAAUUGACUUCACGGAUAAGGCAUCAGAACAAGAGAGCAAAGUGAAAGAAACGAGAAAGCUGUGUAAAAGCGCGGACAAAAACAUGAGCUCACAAAGGUUUCUCCUAUCCGGCAAGUUUUCUGAGCAUUGUGGCUUAAAAAGCUUUCAGGACAGCUCUGCACUUCGGGGGUCAGCAGCGUUGCAGGCCUCCACGUCUCCAACCUCGAGAGCUGCAGCUAAAGAAAGCAAAAGGAAAAGCACUGGAGGGGGCACCUGGAGCAAAGAACUCAUCCACAAAAUAGUGCAGCAAAAAAAUAAAUUCCACAAGCUUCACGUUAAAGGCACCAAAAAUCUCCAGUUUUCCCUAGUGAUGGAGCGUCUCACCCCAUCAGUGCAGAAUCCUGCGUUUGGAGAAUAUGAUUACGUAUCCGAUUCAGAUGAUGAGUGCGAGCCUGUGAAGAUAGCCAGCCAAGGCCGGCUGAAUCAAAGCAGCCGCUGCAAAUAUACAUACACCAAGCAGUGCAAGUGGCGAGCGAGAAGUGAGAGAGACCAGGCGGCAUGGAGGCAUGAGUCCAAAGAGUGCUUUGAGAUGAAGAAAAGUGAGGAGCUGUCUCUAACACCGGAAAAACACCAAAGACUCAGGAGGCGAGGCAGCCGGUCGUCCACGAGCAGCGACCUCAGCACAUCCGUAAGCCCCAAAAGCACUGACCGCACUGACUCAGACAGCGAGAGAAAGAAAGACUCUCCAGAGCAGAAACACCAUGACAGAUCCAGCCCACAGAAGCUUUUUAAAGAGUCCAGUACACUUGCACUGACAUUCACUAAAUCUGUCAAGAAAUAUAACAUCGACAAGACAAAAUGUUCUGACAAAAAAGGUAUUGCGGAGGACCCGGAGAAAUAUUCAAAUCAAGAAUUUUCCGAUCUGCUCCCAUCUACACAGAAAGUAAGAGAGAUAGACAAGAACUCUGAAAAAAGAGGAAGCUCUCAGGCCAAAUCAAGAGACAAAGUUGUGCCUCAGAAAAGUGAAAACAGUUCAGUUGUCAACACCCAGCAGAGAAUAGACAAUUCGAGCAACAAAGAUGGACCAACACAGUGCCACAGCACAGAUAAAAAAACUCUGGAGGUUAAGUCACCCCCUCCUGUUAUCACAGGAGAAGCUGAUUUUAAUGUCGACAGAAACACAAAGGACAAAACAGGCGAGGGGCCAAAAACUGCACAGCCCCGGCUAUCAGGCGCUGCCACAUUGGAGAAACAGAGUGAAAGUGUCUGCAUGGUGAAAGAGGCAAUUAUUUUGGUCAAUGAUCUAGACGCACACAGACCCCCAUCUCUUUGCACAUCUUUGAUGGAUGAGGUGGGCCUGUCCCCGACUGGAAGCCAGAGCCCACUGAUACAGAAAGAUGCACUCCACCUCAUGCCCUACCCCAUGGAUCAGGAGCAAGGCCUCAUCAAAUCCCCACUUUCAUUCGACACCUCCUCCAUGUUCGGGGACCUCACAGCGUUUGACAAUGGCCUAUACUCGGAGAUCCCCAUUCAGAAAGAUGGUUUUCAUUCAGUGGAGAGCACAGCUGACAAAAAGGAAGCAUUUGUCUCAUCUUUUUCUCCUUUCAUGGAACAAAGAGACUGGAAUCUCAUGGUUAACCCUGUGCUACGGGACGAGAUAUCCCAGUACAAAGGAAUUUCCGAGAAAUCUAACGAGAAAAAGUCAGAUUACAGUCACAUCCCAUUGUCUCUCCCAGAGAAAAUAAUUGACUAUAGUGCAAAUCUCAGCAGUUGUGCAUCAGAGGAUGAGCUGGAGAUCAAGAGAAUAGUAAAUGAGCUUGAAAAUCAGCUUCAGACGACUAAGCUGGAAAGCCCACCGCUCCUGAUCCACGAGGGUCAAAAAGAGCUACAAAUGAGCAAAUUUUCACCGCUACGAAUUGCUGAUGACUCUGAGCUUCAACACAAUCGGUUGAACAUCAAAUGCUCAGAUCCAACAAACCAUCACUCAGAGACUUUCACAAACCCAGAACUCCCAUGGCCCAGUGCUUUUCAGUUUGACCUGGUGGGUGAAAAUCACAGUGAAGCAGCAGCACUUAAGCAUGAGCACCUCCAUCAUGAUGUAAAUUUGGGGACCAACAGAGUGGAAAACAACACUCCCGGACAAACAAAAGAAGAUAUUUCAGAGCAAAGAAGAUAUGCUGAAAACCUCAUGAAAAGCUUGGAGGUAAUUUCAGUCUCUAUCUUCCAAAAAGAACCUAUUAUAUCGAAACACGAGGAGCCAAAUGUCAACUCUCCCACCAGUCAACAACAUGAAGAAGCUGAAUGUCAGGCCCCUGAUGCAGCUGAGAGAGAAGAUUGCUGCGAAAAGGAGGUAGUUACCUCCCAGGAGUGUAUUUCAUUGCUUUCAAAUAUCAAUGAGCAGACGGAUGAAACUAAAAUCAUUCACAAUGAGUCGCAGCCAUCUGUCCCCGAGGACUCUGACCCUUCACUUGGAGGUAAGCGGUCCGUUUCCUGGCAUGAACCUGAAGCCAGAAAAAAUGAGGAUCGUGACGCAGUAAACAAGGUUGAACCAGAUGUCAUGUCUGCUCACUGUUCAGCCAACAGUGAGGCAGAUUAUUUAAAUCCGCUGAAUAAAAACAACAGCAGAAAAGGCUGCGAUGACCCAGAGGCAGCAGAGGAAAUCACUCAUCAAUCUGAGGGUCAUCCUUCAUCACCAGCCCCAGCUGACCUUACGCAGCAGAUUGGUGAGAAAAUGGCAGGCGUGAUUAAAUCAGCACUGGAGCAGCAAUACACUAAUGACAAUAAGAAUCCUGAAGACUUCAGUUCGCCACAAGCUGCAGAGUUGAAAGUGAGUGAAAUAAUUGAGACUUCAAAGCAAGACAAUUUGAUAGCAAUCUCUGCAUCUGAAAACUCCAGCCCUUCAAAUGCAUACAGUAAAUCGAAUAUGUCACUGGAGAUGGUUAGCAAAGAUAAGCCCUGCAGCCCUGAGCUGGUUAAAACCAAUCCAGAAAGGUGCUGCUCAUCCCUCCAUGACACCCAGUCUGCAGAGGGACAAAGCAAUCUGUUGAUCCUGUCACAGCCUGACGGCAUCAUUAACGGCAAUUCCUGCAAAGUGACUCCGUUUAAUGAGCUGUUAAAAACUGACGCGGGCCUCGUCUUCGCCAAGCAAGAAGAGAUUCUCAAUGUUCAGGACAUCAAAGAGUAUCUUCCUGUUGAUUUCAUGGCAAGCCAGCAGAACUCGCCGUGCAGGGAGGCAUCAGAGGAAAGCCGCGUCUUUUUGGAAUCUGCCUCGCCGGCCAGUACUCUUUUAUUAAUUUCUCACCAAACACCCACACAGAUAUUUGACUCGAAAGGAGAUUUAAAUGCAAAGAAUAAAUGCAGCAACGAAUUUAUUGGCAGACACUCUCAAAAUGCAAAAUCUCCCGUAAUCACAGACAAUGAAGGGGCAGCAAAAGGUGAUUCGAUAAAUAGGGCAGCUGAUAUGGACUGCUCUCUGAUAAGCACACCUCAGCUGGACCUCAGAAUGAUUCCAACAUCUGACAGAGUCGGGUCCUCUGCUGUUGCUUUUAGACCUCCAGAGGUGAAAGACGAAGUUGAAAAAGGUGAUCUGAUGUAUGAUUUAAAGCUCAGCCCCUUGAACUACAACGACCUCUCAGAUGAGCCUCCACAGCUGAAUCAGUACGACUACAUACCAAUAUCACCUGCCAGUAAACCGGAGGAAGAUUUUGACACUAAGCAGAGACCCACAGAAAGCUGUGAGUCAUGUGACCUGAGUGUUAAUCCCACAAUGAUUUUCAAACAAACUGAGACAGAAGCAACGGCGCCACUUGGCUCAGAUCACGAGGCUAAACUGCAGCCAUCUGAUGAGCCCCUGGUCCUACAGCAGAAUAUGAAAUUCAAUUGUUUUUCAUUGGGUCUCACACCUGUCAUUCAAAAGACUGAGUCCUCAUGUGAUAACACAAAGACAAGCCUGCCAGUGUUUCAUGAUCCACUUCAGCCUGUUGAGGAUUUGCAAAUCCAACCUGAUCUUCUGACAAAAGCUGCAUCAGUUGAUCCAGACACUCACAAGGCUCCUUUUGAAGACGCUGCUCUUCCCAAAAAAGCCGAACCAUUCGUCAUCUGUGAAAAUCAGAAAAUUCCCCUCCCACCAGAGAAGCAGCUAUCAGCAGAGAGAGCCCCGUGUUCAACAGGUCAACAAACACACAAAGAAACAACACACAAGAAGUCACAGAGCAACGAUCCACAGGGCAAAGUACUCUGUGAGAUUUGCUUCAUGUGUUUCCGAACUGUGCCUGGUCUGAAGAGACACAAGGCCAUGAAGCAUGUAGCCAGAGCUGAGAAAUGCACACAGGGCACAACACUGAACCAUCAGGGGACUACGCUUAUUUAUGAAGCGCCGGUGAAAAAGCAAAAAGAUGAUUCACAGAGGUGUUUCCCAACAACCAAAAUAGAUGGGCUGCCUGAGCUAAGCGGCUCUCUCAUCUCUAAAACGGCGGAGAUCGAAUCGGUCCUAGAGGAAAUACCAACUGAGAUGAGCAGCGUGGCAGUGGAUGAGAUAAGCCAUCAAAACCCUCCACUGCAGGCAAAGACAAAGAAGAACAACAAAGGAAGAAAGAACAAGAGCAGUGAGCUCAAUCCUGACCCUUUCUCUGACGAGCUCCUGAAAAUAUUAAAAACAGACAUACUUCAAGCCAUAACUCCCGAAUUUAAAAGCAGUGUUCUGCAGGAGCAAAGCAAAUGCCCUGAGGUGAAAAUCAGUGAAAGAGCAGUUCCAGAAGCUCUUGGUGAAGAGUUCUUUCACCAUGUCGCUGCAGACACUUUUAACAACACAAGCCAAACUCCACCUGAAGAGCCAAAUGAGAUUAAUGAAACUGUGGCGCACAAUCAGCUUGAAGAAACUAAGGUGACAGAAAUGGCAUUUAUAGAGACGUAUACGAAAAGUAAUGUGGAAAGUGCAACUGUAGAGAAGGAGAUCAUUGGAGAUUGUAAUAAGACUGAAUCGAAAGGAGCCAAGGACAGCCUUGGCUUGGAGAUUCUUAGAAAUGUUUCAGCAGACAUGAAAUGCCCUACCAACAACCUACAUCCGCCCUCCUGUCUGAAUUCGUCCCCUCCCAGUCCGCCAGGCAUCAGCUCAGACUUAAGGGCCAUACUCGACGACGACACCACAUUCUCACAGCUUUUUCCUAGAGAUGAGGAAACUAAGAGGAAAAAGUGUCCAAGAGUGUACAGCAAAAGAAACAAAAGACAGAAAUUAUCAAUCUCUUCAGAUGCGGCUGCAGAUUACCUUCCUCCUGAAAUUUUCAUACAAAAUAAAGACCAAUACGUGGAGCCUCACAGUAUGCAGACCAUCACUGACCAUCAAAGUAAGCGCUGUGAAUAUGAGACCAUUUCCAUUGAUGAUGCCAUCAUGAUAAACAUGUGUCACAACAACACUAUAAAGGCAGACAACAAUCCAGUGCCAGAUGUUAAUCAAAACAAUCAGCAGGAUGUUUGUGAGGUUGAAAAUAAUCAUUUGAAUCUAAUUGAAAGCACUGUCAGUAAAUCUGCAGCUGAAUGGAGCUCAUCCAGUGAUUUCACUGGCUUUGAAUCUUGCCCGGUCGUGACCUCUGAGACGAGUGAUUGCAAACAUGAAGAGCCUCUGCCAGCAACACCCUGCACGAUAGAGCCACAUGUUACAGAGGGCGCUCAGUCCUUCCAAACCAUCGGUGCACAAAACAUCAAAACAGCAUUUCAGCUACCCGAGAUACAGUACUUGGACUCAGCAAAAGAUGCCCAAGUGGCUCCUCUUUCUGAGACGGUAGAGCCAGAUGGAAAAGAGGAUGAAAAAUCCAGGAAAGUGACAGAGCGGCGAGGCAGGAAGCGACAAGAUGGCGGGAUUAAAGUCAAAGACAAACAGUACAAAUGCAAAGUGUGUUUUACCUGGUUCCUCACCCUCGGAGAGCUAAAUUUCCAUAAGCUGUCCCACAACCCAUCCCCUCCUCCCACCUGUUACAUGUGUGUGCAGCGUAAGUUCAGCUCCAGAGAGCAGCUGAGAGACCACCUAAGGGAAAAACACGCUAAAAAUAAGACAGGAAUCUGGACCUGCGGAAUGUGUUUGAAGGAGAUUUCAGAUGUUUGGAUGUACAAUGAACACUUAAGAGAACAUGCCACUCAAUUUGCCAGGAGAGGACAGUCUCAUGGCUCCAUGCUUGGUAUUUCUGGAUGCUUCAUGCAGGAAACGGCUGUGAAGAACUUUAUAUCCUCGAUCAUGCAGCAGAGACCCAGCAAAGCCAACAGAGAGUCAAGCAAAGCUACUAAAGAACAGGAAAGAGCAGCUGCAGGAGAAGUAAAAACCUUGGAGGGGGCUGAGACUAGAGCACACAAAACUAAAAGCAGUGGAGGAGGUGGAAAACAAAGCACUUUAACCCCAAUCGAGGUCCUCCACAAAACAGAGACGCCGAAAAGUGUCGAGAUGCAUCCAAACUGCAAAGAUCCUUCAAGAGACUGCCACCACUGUGGGAAACAGUUCCCCAAACCUUUCAAACUCCAGAGGCAUUUGGUGGUGCACAACCUGGAAAGGAUCUUCCUGUGCCACAAGUGCCCCGUUUCUUAUCAGGAGGCCCAGGAGCUCAAAGAGCAUCUGAGGAGAGCUCACGAGGAGGUGGACGAUCUGGAUUCGAAGCACACUACUCUUUACACUUGUGAGCUCUGUGCAGAUGUCAUGCAUGUGAUUAAAAAGUCUUUCAUCUGCAGCACUUGCAACUACACAUUCUCAAAAAAAGAGCAGUUUGACCGUCACAUGGAGAAGCACCUGUCAGGGGGCAAUAAAGUUUUCAAAUUCCGGGCCGUCCUCAGACCUGUCAAAGCACCUGCUUCCACAGAAAAUGAAUGCGAUUCACCAGCCAGUAAGAAGAAGAGGCUUCUCUCUGACAGUCUGCAAGAAAACAGCUCAGACAGCGGCAUCGCUAGUUUGAGCUCACUACACUUAAAUCAGAAUGCUGACACGCAGUGUUCAAAGCCCUGCGUGUCCACAGCUGAGGACUCCACUCAGACCGUCCCGAAUGAAUGCCACGACGAUUCAAGCAAUGCAAAUGUGAAAACGGAGGAUAUUACUGCAGACUGCUCCCAGUUGCUUGAAGACUUGGAGAACUGCAUUCAUCUGAGCUCAUCCAGAUCUGUGACACCCAAGAAAGAGGAACUUGAUGUGACUGUGUUACCUAACCUCGAUAAGGAGGAUGACAGGAAAUCGAUUACUGAAACGCGUGACGUAAAAGAAGAGGAUGAAUCAGUUUGCAUAAGAGCAGAAGGAACUUCGUGGGCAGCAUCUAAAGAAAGUAGCGUGGCUGGGGAAAAAGAGGUAGUUAAAGAUAAAACAGAUUUGCCUCCAGCAGUUUUUGAAAACUCUUCUGUCUGCUCAACAGAAAAUCAAAUUUUUCUGCAGACACCUGAGUCUGCAGAAUUAGCCGUUGAUGAGUUAAACCAGCAGGGGGAUGAUGAGCAGAGGCAUAGCACAUUGUCUUCUAAUGACACUAAACAGCAGGCAUUAUCUCAUGGUGCUGAGCAAGAAAGUAGCAGUCAGAUGAAAAAUAAUGCCACCCCAGCAACAACACCAGACAACACUAAAACCAGCACUGAAGCUGGAUGUGCAAAAACGACAGAAGCAACAGCGGCCCCUCAGUCCAAGGUUCCCCUUCUAGCAUCGGCUGCAACCGACGACAAGGACUUGGUGAAACCACAGAAGAGAAGGAAGGACAUGAAAUCAACAAACAACUUGCAGAGGGUGUCCUCACCUUUCACACAAGAGAACUUUGGUGUCGAUUCUAAACCCAAGAAGAAAUUUCGUCAGAGCAAGUCUGCAAAUCCCUCGCUGCAGAGGAAGCUGGACGGAGCCAACGAGUAUCCCGUGCUCUCCUCUGUACGGGAUGAUGUUGUUGGCAACAAAAUAAUUUCCAAGUGCAAGAAUGUAAACUUGAGCUUGCAGGCAAAAAGAGGUUUGCUUGAAAGCUGCACGCCAAAGAAGCCCGACACCAUUACACCUCAAAACACGGAGUAUAAAGCCAAAAGGGGACCUCUUGGGAGAUCUGUGCAUUCUCCUGUGUCUAAAGUGCCUUCAGUUCCAAUGAACAAUUCUUUAAACAAGCCAAAGCCAAAGAUGGGGGUCAGGGCAGUGGAGAGUAACUCUUACCGGACAGCAGAGUCACAGAACCACAUUUUGAGUCAGUUGUUUGGUCAAAAACUCACCAGCUUUAAGAUUCCUUUGAGGAAGGAUACAUCCGAAUCUAUAAACUGAGGGGGCGGGAUGGGGAUCUGUGAAUAAGAGUCUGUAAAUUUUUGCAGUUAUAAUUGUUUAAGACAAGUCAUUAUGGUGAAUGAAAUUGCACAGCUGUUUUCUGUGAAAUACUACCGUUAAUUACAUCCGUUGUCACUUUAUGUCUUCUUAUGUACAUGUUUUUUUAUUACACAAAUGUGAGGACAAAUGACAGAUAGAUAGAAACUAAAUAUUUAAUUGGGGACUUUAACAUCACUUGCAUAAAGGAGACUUUAAAAAAAAAGAAAUAAAAAAUCAUACUUGAAAACAAAGUAAAAUAAUGUUUUUUUAAGUAAAGCAUCUCCGUUUUUACAGAAGUUACAUUAUUCUUUUAGUCUGUUUUGCUAAAGGACCAAAUUGUGCCGUACCUUACUUGGACAUUUGUGCACCUUGGGUACAUGCUUCCAACCUUUUCAUUUUGUAUUGUUUUUACACUUUACUGUACUAGGUUGACAUUCAUUAUUAUAAGGCUUUUGUAUAAACACCUUGGUGCUACAUGUUGUUUAAAUGUAAUGUGAACGCCCAUGUCCUCAGAAGGGAGAUCAGUAGUAAUUACAACAUAUACAGCCAACUGUUUUUCUACUUUAUUGAACAUACUGUAUAAACCCAAAUCAUUCAUAUGUAGGCAGAUAAAACUCAAAACUUACAACAGCUUCUGGUGUAUACAUAAACUCAGGUGCUGAUGAGGACAUCGCAGUCCCUGGACCUGUAUUUGGAGUUCUUUCCAUGCACUGAUAAUACCACACACAAAUGACAAACUCAUUUAUCUGUGUCUGUAACUCCAAAUGUUUAAUUAUUAAUAGUAUUUACUUGGACAACAAAGGUGCUUUAUCUUGUUUAUACUGUAUGUACCUUCAUUGUAUAGUAUUGUAGGUAGAAUAUUGUUUGAUGUAAUGCUUCAUGACAAAGUUUUAUUUUAAUAAUGUGCAAAAUGAAUGACAUUGAAAAGAAAGGGAAACUGCUUGCCUUCUUGCAGGUUGUAAAGUGGUUCACUAAGUGCCUGUUUUACAGUUUGUUAUUAAAGAUCUGUAUUGGUCUCUUA